AUUAACCACAGAUUAUUUUCAUCCAAACCAAUCAAAAGUAUCAAAACCACGUCACUGUGAAACGGCGGCGUUUUAGCCUGUGAUGAAUCUGUUCACUAAUCUAGCACCGGAACGAGUUCUCUCUAGUUUGAACUCGUCACUAUGGCCUCGCGUUUGUUAUCGACUACUCUCAUCGGACCGCCGGCUUAUCUCAACAGGUCGCCGGCGAGAGUUGGGGUGAGAAAGGGGAGGGUUAGCUUCAGGGCUGCGAGCGAUAGCUCCUCUCAAGGAUCCGUCGAUGGAACCAUUUACCAAGGUGUUUACGGUCCCUGGACCAUCGAGCCCUCCGAUGUGAAAGAGGUUAUUCUGUACAGAUCAGGGCUUGUAACUGCUGCUGCAUCCUUUGUAGCCGCUUCUUCUGCUGCGUUUUUACCAGGAGACUCUUGGUUGAGUGAAACGAUCAAGCAAAACCAUGAUUUGCUCUUCCUUGUUGGUGCUGGUGGUUUGGGGCUAUCGCUGUUUCUGAUUCACAUAUAUGUGACGGAGAUUAAGAGGACUCUUCAGGCUUUGUGGGCACUUGGCGUUGUUGGCUCUUUCGCCGCUUACGCAGCGCUUGCUAGACCAGCAAGUGAUAACUUGGUUCACUAUGUCGUUGAUCAUCCAACUGCUGUUUGGUUUGUUGGUCCUCUCUUCGCAGCUCUCACGGGGCUCGUUUUCAAAGAAGGACUUUGUUAUGGAAAGCUAGAAGCUGGCCUUCUUACGUUCAUCAUACCUUCGGUUCUUCUUGGGCAUUUGAGUGGUCUGAUGAAUGAUGAGGCAAAACUGGUGUUGCUAGGAACAUGGAUGGCGCUCUUUUUAGUAUUUGCUGGAAGAAAAUUCACUCAGCCUAUAAAGGUACAUUUUCUUGCUAGUUGA
Molecule: messenger RNA, 894 nt
Organism: Thlaspi arvense
Lineage: Eukaryota; Viridiplantae; Streptophyta; Magnoliopsida; Brassicales; Brassicaceae
Source: the annotation of a GenBank genome assembly